AUGACGGACUCAAAGCGACAAAAUGCUAAUGAGAGCGCAAAACACACAGCCCUUACCGACGCAAUCCUUGACUACAGCAAUUUAUACCUUGGAGAUGACAUGUUCACAAAAAUCGUCGAGAAGGCGCGGGGUGCUAGCACCCCCACACGAUUAGAUCUGCGAGGCAAUCGCUUUGAAGCUGGAGCCGCUCGUGCUCUUGCUGCACUGCUACGCACUUCGCACAAUGUAGUAUCCAUCAGUUUGGAAUGGAACAAUGUAGGUCUAUUGGACCAAGGGGUGGAAGCACUUGCUGGUGCAUUAGAAAUGGAUAAGAGGUUGCUGACACUUGAUUUACGCAACAAUAAUAUUACACCCGAGGGUGCCAAAGCGCUUGCGAAAGCUCUUCGAGUCAAUCAGACCUUGCGUCAGUUGGACUUGCGUUGGAAUGAUAUUGGGAAUAUAGGAGUUUUGGCAUUCACUGAGGCCUUGCAGUUUAAUCACUCGCUUUUGACGCUAAAACUUACCGGAAACAAUUGCAGUUUGAAGCACGUGGAGAAGUUAGAGUUGUUGUUAAAUAGAAAUCGUGGGCUCACCGAGACACCAUUGCCUCUGACAAAAGAUGCUUCUUGCCAGAAUGAUUGCGAGAUUCUCGAUAGCGAAAGCCGUACAGAUGACCAGCUUUUACUGCAACUAUUAGCUGAAAAAGAAAAGCUGGAAAUAGCGGUAAACUUAUGCAAACAAGAGGAACAAAAAGCGCUGGAGGGCAAAGAAGAGCUUAUCUUACAGCUUCAACGAGUUCGCAAAGAUGCUGACAUGGCAAAAGAUGAGCGAGAUCGAUAUCAGCAACGUGAAGUUGACGCCAAACGCGAUAUUCACGAGCUAAAGAUGCAAUUAGAUGAGCUUGAGAACCGUAGAAAAUUAGAGUUUGAAGAAUAUCGCUCUGCACGAAAAGCACUCGAGCGCGAAAAUGGAGUUUAUCGAGAGAAAGCAAGACAGAUGGAGACUCUGCAUGGCCAGGAACGAGAAAAGAAAGACAAGCAUAUUGCACAACUUGAAGAGGCCAAGUAUACACUCGAAAACGAAAAGCACAGAACGUCUCUUACGAUAAGGCAGCAGCAAGACGAGAUUAUUAAGUUGGAGAAUCAACUUCAGGAUGCUGAACAUUUCUAUGCUCGCAAAGAGGAGAGACUGGUGUCAGAACACGACAGCAAGUUAAUUGCGGCCCAGCGACAGCAUGACCUAGUAAUAGGUUCGAUACAGAUUCAACUCAGCUGCAUUUCAUCACAGUUUAAAGCGAGUGAAAACACUGUUCGAGAGCUUCAGGAGAGAUGCGAAAGUCUACAGGCCAAGUUGCUACAGUCACAGAUCGAGCACGAGCAGAUCAUUGGUAAGCUAAAGCAGGAUAUGGAAAUGGAGGUGCAAGAGCGUGUCCAGCGUAUGGUUGGAUCGGUUGAAGCUCAAGUUGUCGAUGUUAAGAGGGCCCGGCAACACCUUGAGCAAGAAGUGACACAAAAUGUUGAGACUAUCAGACAACUCCGUCAAGACAAUGUGUUACUGCAGCAGGCAAAAAAUGAAAAGCAGCGAGAGUUGGAUGAUACAAUUCUAGCACAGGCCACGGCGCUAUCGGAGAAGGGAACGCUGUUGGCUACAGCGGUAAGCGAACGAGCUCGCCUUGAAGAGAAGCUGCAAUUGCAGCAGCGCAAGAUGGAGGACCAGGAUGCCCGACUCGUGCAGAUGCAGGCAUGCUUUAACGAACGGGUUCAGGAAUUAACGAUGAGCGCAAAAGUUGUGAUGGAGAAAAACGCUAUUAAUGUGAAUGAGAAGACAGACAUGAUUGCUCUCCUCGAGAGUAAAGUGCUUCAACUCGAGCGUGAUCUAACUACCCAGAAUUACGAGCACGAGAAGCGCAUCGACGACUUGGCGGAAUCCUUCGGCCGUUUCGUGCAGGAGCAGAUCGGAAAGGAGCGGGAACGCCGCAAAAAAAUAUCAGUAGCGACUAUUUUUGACGGCUAG
Messenger RNA from Plasmopara halstedii, 1992 nucleotides. RefSeq names its product LRR-containing protein. The coding region runs from base 1 to 1992 and encodes 663 amino acids. The record is from RefSeq and is a predicted model, not a curated record. The transcript is spliced from 4 exons. Gene Ontology annotation, molecular function: protein binding. Lineage: Eukaryota; Oomycota; Peronosporomycetes; Peronosporales; Peronosporaceae.